This is a messenger RNA of Cucurbita pepo subsp. pepo (vegetable marrow), 736 nucleotides long. RefSeq names its product histone H2A variant 1. Gene Ontology annotation, molecular function: structural constituent of chromatin; DNA binding; protein heterodimerization activity. Gene Ontology annotation, cellular component: nucleosome. The record is from RefSeq and is a predicted model, not a curated record. Lineage: Eukaryota; Viridiplantae; Streptophyta; Magnoliopsida; Cucurbitales; Cucurbitaceae.
ACCGCCAAGACGAGAAAGGAAGGCAUUGAAAAAGCAAAAGCGAUCCAACAAGCGCUCAAAAUUCACUCUUCUCUCAUUCCUUCUCUGCUUCCACCAUCUCCAGGUUCAAAAAAUGGCGGGAAAAGGCGGCAAGGGGCUUUUAGCCGCAAAGACUCCGGCUGCUAACAAAGAUAAGGACAAGGACAAGAAGAAGCCCAUCUCUCGGUCCUCCCGUGCUGGUAUACAGUUCCCAGUGGGACGAAUUCACAGGCAUCUUAAAACAAGAAUAUCUGCAAAUGGGCGAGUUGGUGCGACUGCUGCAGUGUACCUAGCAUCAAUUCUGGAGUAUCUGACCGCGGAAGUGCUGGAGUUGGCUGGAAAUGCGAGCAAGGAUCUGAAAGUGAAGAGGAUCACUCCAAGACACCUUCAGCUGGCCAUUAGAGGAGACGAAGAGCUUGAUACCCUGAUCAAAGGAACCAUUGCUGGAGGUGGUGUGAUUCCUCAUAUUCACAAGUCCCUCAUUAACAAAGCCUCCAAGGAUUGAGACAUUCACUUGUAUCACUAAGUAGUUUAGCUUAAUCUUCAGACAUUUACUAGUGGCAUCCAAGGAUUGACACAUUCAUUCCUUGCAUGCUUUUGUGAAGCCUUGUUAUUAUUUUCCCUCUUCCUUCUUUUGUGUAUUUGGACAAGUAUAUUUGUUCAGUGUAAGAUUGUUAUGUUUUGUUGGAUGGUUUUUAAUUUACCUUACUUUCGACAA